Molecule: messenger RNA, 2665 nt
Organism: Rhopilema esculentum
Lineage: Eukaryota; Metazoa; Cnidaria; Scyphozoa; Rhizostomeae; Rhizostomatidae
Product: interferon-related developmental regulator 2
Source: RefSeq, a predicted model, not a curated record
GUGGUCGUCCAUUAAGUUUUAUGGCCGAACCUUGGCUGAAAAGCUGCGGAAAGUAAUAAGACACAAAUGUUGUCCAAGAGAGCUGUUAAUAUUUUAGAUAUUGUUUUAGAUAAUAACCGCCACCAGAGAAGACCUAUACGAAAGAAAAGACAAAUCAUCAGUUACUGUAAAACUAGUUGUUUUUUCGCUAUACCAAGGCCGGUGUGACGCUGAUCAAACAAAUUUUUAGAAAUUAUUCAAGAUGGAAAGUGCCAGGUCGCGGAAAGCCAAAAGUGCUAAGAGACAGCGUGUCGUUAAGAAAGGGAAAAAGGCAGAAUCUGGAGCUAAUUUUGACGAUGGCAAUGAUAGUGAUAGUGGAUCCAUUGCAAGUUCAGUAAGCACAGCUUUUAGUGAAGAUUUGGAUGCCGAUUUCCAAGGAGAUGUUGAUGAAGUUGGUGAUGAUAUUGAGCAAAUCUUGAUAGAUAAUAUAGAAGGAGCAUCUGCAAAAAGUGCAAAAGAAAGGCAGUCUUCAAUUAAAGAGGUAAAAAGAUGUCUGUGUCGGAAAUAUACUCCUGAAUUUAUUGAUGGCAGGAAAGAUACGUUGCUCGAUGUUGUUGAAAGGUUGCUCAAAAGAGGUCAAACUGCUGACAAAGCGGCAGUUGCCAAUCUUGGAAGUCUUCUGUGUUUGCAGCUCGGGGCCGCUAAUUCCUUGAACGUUUACAGGACGCUGAAGCCACUGCUGGUAACAGUUAUUAAUGACACUGCGCAGUCAUUUUCUGCAAGAUCAAGCUGUGCAUUGGCUCUGGGAAUGUGCUGCUUCAUUGGUUCAGAAGAGUUAGGGGAAGUGACUGACUGUAUGAACGUUCUGAGAAACGUCUUCUCAAAGAAAGCUAAGGAGAUAGCAACCGACGAAGGCCUGAUGAGCUCAUCAGUGUUGUCUUGGGGUUUACUUUUAACAGUCGCUUCAAACGCUGCACAGAACGAAGCAAUAGAAGAGAAUCUAGAAAAGCUGUACCGCCUUCUGGAAAACGGUAAGCUCGGCCUGAGACUAGCCACAGGAGAGGUGAUAGCCUUAAUCUAUGAACUAGGGCGUGAGCUAGACGAGACGUUUGACAUGUAUGUUGAUGGUUUGUAUGACCUGUUAAAAGAGCUGGCAACUGAUAGCAGUAAGUACAAGGCCAAGAGAGAAAAGAGACAGCAAAGGUCGACUUUUCGCGAUGUCUUGAAGACAGUGGAGUCCGGGAUGGCUCCUGCUGAAAAAGUUAAGUUUGGCAUUGAGAAAAUAGAACUGAGCAGCUGGACAAGAAUACGACAGUACAAUGCAUUAAAGGACUCUCUCGGACCAGGAAUUGCAACUCACUUACAGGAGAAUGUAUUACUGCGAGAAAUAUUUGGCCUUGGCGCUCCGUUGAUAAACCGAGAAGUAGUAUCUAAAGAAGAUCGCUGGGGAAAGAUGCUACAGAAUGCUGCUGCUGAAAAAGAAAGAACAAAAAACAGAAGCAAGGGAAGAGAAAACAAGAGAGCCGCUGCCGCACAUGGAUUUUAACUAGUUCUAUUUUUAAAUCCUAAUUUAUGUCUUCUAGCAUAAGAAAUAGCUUUCUAUUCGCUUAACAUUGCAUAUGCACUCCCAUACAACAUGUGACGUCACAAAAUGAUCUGUUCUGUUGUUAUUCACCUCGGCUGUAGUGAGCUUUUUAUUGGAAUGUCCUUUGCAGUUCCCAAUGUGAAUUCACAAAAUAUUUUUGCUAUGAUUAAACGAGCUCAUGGUGUGAAAAUGAAGAAGAUAUAGAGCAUUGCCUCUUUUGGUGUUUGUGUUGAGUCGGUUGAAGAUAAACAUUGAUGCAAUGAUAAUUCUCUGUUUUGUAACAUGCAACAAUCCAAUUACAAGGUUUGAUUUUAGUAGAGGCAAAGUUGUUUGCGAUACAUUUACUCUUAGGAAGGUAUAGACAGAGGUGGUGUCAGAAUCUGAAAUACUCUUUACACUGGUACGGGUCCAAACGGAUAAUUUUCCGUUUAUACAAUACCUGCGGGAUCCGUUUCUAUUAUGGAUCUUCUAUUUGCACGAGUUUUUGAUCCUUCUGAUGUACCCAUUUGGAUCCGUUCCAGUUGAGGUAGCGUCAGUGUAGACGGCUGGUACAAAUCCAUGCGGGUACGGGUCCAAUCAGGGUUUCGCGGUUGGUUUCAGUGUUUUUUACGCUUCGUUAUCAACGCAAAAAUCAAAUAUCGUUUAAGAUGUUGUAAACAGAAAAUGUUACUCUUACAAAUUAUAAAAAAGGUUUUUUAUGACAAUAAUAAAUAUUGUCUAUGAAUAAUAUAUCAAAUUAAUUUCAUAAUAUUGAAACAACGACCCUUCAGACGAGGAAUAGAUGCAGCAAACCCCUUCCCCAUCAGUGUUAUAGUGUAAACUCCAACAACAAUCAGUAAGGAUUUAAUAUGGAUCUCUAGCUUUUCGGAUCUGUACCAGUGUAAACAGGCUCUCAGAUAUCCUUCUUUGAUGCUGCAAUCUGGAUAUUUAUGCCAAAUCCACACCGAGACAAAACCCAUUUAUAAUUUUAUAGUUUUGAUAUAGGUUUGCUUAGAUUUGCUGUCAAUGCUUAUGUACAUAAAGUGCGAAUACCCGGUAGCACAUAUAGUACUAAAUUAUUUCAGAACAAGGAAUUACUUAUCAGAGAUUUCUCUUUGCCCA